Molecule: messenger RNA, 1991 nt
Organism: Neocloeon triangulifer
Lineage: Eukaryota; Metazoa; Arthropoda; Insecta; Ephemeroptera; Baetidae
Gene: parvin
Product: beta-parvin
Exons: 11
Coding region: 38-1747 (569 amino acids)
Biological process (GO): establishment or maintenance of cell polarity; cell projection assembly; substrate adhesion-dependent cell spreading
Cellular component (GO): cytoplasm; actin cytoskeleton; focal adhesion
Molecular function (GO): actin binding
Source: RefSeq, a predicted model, not a curated record
GUGAGUAGUCCAUUCUUGGGCACUGGACGACGCAGGGAUGGAGGGUUCGAAAGAAGAGGAGGAGAUGGAGCGGCCAGUGGUGCGCACCCUCUUCCGCCAGUCGUCCGUCGAGAUGCGAGUGUACCCCGUGCAGGACACCAGCGACAUAUCCUCCGAGGAAGACGAAGACUAUACCGAAAAACCCCAAGCAGGGCCGGUUUUUAUUUACACGCGAGCCGCGAACGCCGAGGAGCCGCAGGAGGAAUUUCGGCCGCGGGUGGUGAGCGCCGUCGAGAAGCGGCCACUCGCCAAGGAAACGACGGGCCCAGAACCACCCAGCCGCGUCUCCAGCCUCAACACCACCCAACACCUCCAGCCCAUCCAAAACAGAUGUGCAGGCGAGUUUGAUCUGAGCGUUUCCGAGUUGAAGGAAACGGAAAAUGAAGUUAAAGGUCCAAUUUCACCUGCAGUUAAUAUUUCAACCAUUUCAACCAUGGAGCGGAAAAAGGUGCAGUUUAUGACGCCGGAUAAGUCGGAGCCGCAGUUCAUCGAACUGAUCGAGCCCCCCGCCGCCCCGUCGCCGCCCUCGCAGCACCGACACUCCAGCAAGGUUGAGUACGCUGAGGCGACCUACAGCGUCGGCUCCCUCAAAGCGCAAGAAAUGGCUUCACCUCGGCCCAAAUCGCCGCGGCCUGGCACCAAUUCGACCAAGCCCGACAAGGAGGAGAGCUUUUGGGAGAAAAUCGGCACCCUGGGCAGGAAGAAGCGCAUCAAAGAAGUGCAAGAAGUGCAGGAAGAGGGCAAGUAUGCAAUUGACUCGCCAGGCAACCCUAUUGCAGCAGACCUUCCGCCUGAGGAGUAUGCGUUGGAUGAGAACGAGGAGCGUUCGAUGAUCACGCCGCAGUCGCUGGAGGACCGACGGCUGCGCGAACUAAUGGAGGUUUUGAUCGAGUGGAUCAACGACGAACUCGCCAGCCACAGGAUCAUUGUCAAGAAUCUCGAAGAGGACCUGUAUGACGGACAGGUGCUGCACAAACUCAUUGAAUCGCUGACUGGUGAGUACCUGGACGUGCCUGAGGUGACGCAGUCUGAGGAGGGCCAGCGACAGAAACUCAACAUCGUUCUCGCCACUGCCAAUAAAGUGUUGGGGCUGCCGAGGUGGUCGCAGAACAAGUGGAGCGUGGACAGCAUCCACUCGAAGAACCUGGUGGCCAUCCUGCACCUGUUGGUCGCCCUGGCUAGACAUUUCCGCGCACCAGUGCGUCUGCCUGAGCGCGUCGGCGUGCAGGUGGUGGUGGUGCAGAAGGUGCAGGGCGGCGCCCUGUCCCACCGCACCGUCACUGAGGAGAUCACCUCCACCUACGACGACCUUGGCCUGAGGGGUGAGCGCGACGCAUUUGACACACUCUUCGACCACGCUCCGGACAAACUCCAGGUUGUCAAGAAGUCUCUGGUGACUUUUGUCAACAAGCAUCUGAACAAACUGGGCCUGGAGGUGACCGACCUGGACUCGCAGUUCCAUGACGGCGUCUACCUGGCUCUGCUGAUGGGCCUCCUUGAAGGCUUCUUCGUGCCUCUCUACGCCUUCUACAACACACCGCAGGAUUUCGACCAAAAGGUGCACAACGUCAAUUUGGCAUUUGAACUUAUGCAGGAGGUUGGGCUCGGCAGACCCAAAGCCAGACCUGAAGACAUCGUGAACCUGGACCUGAAGUCGACCCUGCGCGUCCUCUACAACCUGUUCACCAAGUACAAGAACUUGAGUUAGACGCAAACGAAUAUUCCAGUCACUAAUCAAAUUAAAACUCAUUUCAUUCAUUCUGUUAGCAAACUAAUUUUUAAGCUUCUUGUAGAUAUUCUCAUUUCGUGAUUUAAAACUGCCUUACUGUUGUAAACGUUGUGCCUCAAAUUACGCAUAAUAGUGGAUUGAAAAUAAUGAUUGUUGAAAUAAUUUUGAAUAAUUUUAUUAACAAAGAACUGAGACGUCCAAUAAAAAUUUCUGAUUAACUAAU